AUGAGGAUGGAGUUUUUUUCCAGGAUGAAGGCUGCUGGGGUCAUUACGCUGAUGACGAUGAUGAUCAGCCUUCAUCAGAUUUAUUCUUCUUCUGCUCAGGAGUGUCCAUCCACUCACGAUCUGCUGAACUCGCUGCGGCAGGUGGAGAAGAUGCUGGCGGUCCAUGAGACGUCCUACCAGCAGAGCCUGCGCUCCCUAAAGAAGAAGAUUAGCACCCUGCACAACAGCACCAUGGCCGUCUUUAAAAUAGCAUCCUGCCCCAAACCGGAUCCCCCCGCUCACGGCCGCAGACUGGGCAGGGUGUUUGGCAUCGGACACGAGGUCCACUUCCUGUGCAAGUCCGGCUAUGAGCUGAUUGGUCCUCGGACCCGAGUGUGUCUGGAGUCUCUGAAGUGGAGCGGUCAGCAGCCCAUGUGCAGACACCUCAACAGCACCGCCAACUCCCUCCCCUCCUUCUCUCCCGCUUCUCCCUCCUCCUCCGCCUCCUCUUCGUCAUCAUUUCCUGCUUCUGCUGCUCUGUCAGCAUCCUCUUCAGCAACUUCACUUUCUCACCAGUCACCCACGUCAUCCUCUCCCUCCUCUUCAGUACGACCCUCUCACUGCACACACUUCCUGGGCUCCACCCGCUGCACCUGUGACGUGGGCUUCACCAUAUCAGGCCGUGACAACAACAUCUGCACAGAUAUCGACGAGUGCCAUCUGUUUCCCCUCGGUCAGCCUGGCCUGCUCUGCGUCCAUCAGUGCGUGAACACACCCGGCAGCUUCCACUGCAUCUGUCCGUCCGGGUACGACCUGACCAGAGACGGCCGCGGCUGCACAGACAUUGACGAGUGUGAAAACCGGAUGCACAACUGCACAGCAGACCAGCUGUGUGUGAACACCUACGGAGGUUUCCAGUGUGUGACGGUGGAGUGUCCUCGCUUGAAAAACGCCACGUACAUCAAAACAUCGUCCAUGCGGUGUGAGAGGAACCCGUGCAUGCUGGGAGACAAGCCAUGCACUCAGGCACCAAACUCCAUCUCCUUCCACUUCCUCUCUGUAGUGUCCAACAUGUCCGCCCCGCGCAUCCUCUUCCGGGUGUCUGCCGCUCGCGUGCUGGGCGACACGCUGCGAUUCGGCCUCGCCGGCGGUCGCGGCCGGGGCCACUUUAGUGUGCAGCGCUCGGGCAGACAGACGGGCACCCUCCUCCUGGUGACGCCCAUCAAGGGGCCGGCCACGCUAGAAGCCGAGGUGGAGAUGAGCGAGCUGGAGCACAACACCCUGCUGGGCCGCUACCUCACCAAGGUCACCCUGUUCGUGUCUCCGUACGAGUUUUAGAAAGGAAGCGAUGACGGUUACCCGGGGUUUGUAGAAGGAGAUAAGCUGAACUCUGACUGUACUGAUGAAGACGUUUCAGGGCAGGAUGAAGAGUGGACGUGGAACCACUGAGUGUUUUUGACCUCUUUGUAGGUGACUAACUGUAAUUUUCUA
Molecule: messenger RNA, 1470 nt
Organism: Pundamilia nyererei
Lineage: Eukaryota; Metazoa; Chordata; Actinopteri; Cichliformes; Cichlidae
Product: fibulin-7-like
Exons: 7
Coding region: 1-1317 (438 amino acids)
Molecular function (GO): calcium ion binding
Source: RefSeq, a predicted model, not a curated record